AUGUUAUCAGAGGGUGAACAUAUACACAAUAAAUCAUUAGCUCGUCCUAUCUUGUUAUAUCGAAGAAACGUUUCGCAAAUCUGUUACCUCAAUUCUAACUCAGAAGAGCAAAAUUUGGCUACUAAUUCCUUUAAUGAACAAAAAGACAAAAAUGAGAAUUCUACUAUGAACUUAGCUAAGCAAUCUUCCGAUGAUUUUGAACAAAACUUUAAUAAUGUAUUAAUGGAUAUAAAAAAGUGUCAUAUUUAUGGUGGACAAUAUCAAAUGGAGAGCCAUGAUCACGAAGAACUCUAUAAAAAAGUCGUACCCAAGGCUUGCAAUGCCACGAAGAAAUUAGGAUUGACGGAUAUACCAGAAAUUGAAAGUCAACUUAAAGAAAAGCUAGAACAGUACUUAAGAGAGGAAAUGGGACAACCGAUAAAGACUUAUGGUUCAUGGAAAGAUUACGUACGAUAUUUUUUGCAAAUGGAUAACACACUUUACGAUGUCAAUAAGCAUUUAUAUAAAAAUGGAUUUAAGUUUGAUGUAUAUAUAAUGGAAGAUGGUCAAUUAAUAUGUCAAAAACGAGUGCCUUUUAACAUACCCGUUAUUCAAGUUCAACUAUCUUCUGGGGAACAGUUAGAAUUGUUAUCACUACUAUGGCUAUUUGGAAGUAAAAACUUGGCAAAAGCAAAUGAUAGCGGAAUCAUUUUACUAGAUGAACCGGAUGCCCAUCUUCACCCAAGCUUAGUUCAAGAAGUCAUUGAAACUAUUAAAACUAAAUUGAUAUCCAAGCUUGGCAUUCAGGUUAUCAUGACUACUCAUUCCCCUACAACAGUGAGCCUUGCCCCAAAAGACUGUAUCUAUGUUAUGACAGAAAAUAAUAUGACAAAAGAGAUCAAGAUUGAAAAAGCUGCAAGUAAGCGGCAGGCAAUACAGUUAUUAACAGCAGAAUUUGUCCAUGUCAAUUUACCCUUUCGAAUGGUCUUCGUUGAAGCUCGAGAUGAUAAGAAAUUUUACACAAUGAUUCAAGAUAAAUUAGCUAGGGAACGUUUAAUCGCAAGUACUUACCCAUUGCUAUUUAUGGCCGUUGGCAAGCACAAAAAAAGGCCAGACUCUGCAGAUGAGAGUGGUAGCAGGAUGAUUGAAAAGUCAUGUAGAGCUUAUGUGGAAAACAUUGUGGAAUCUUGCGUAAAUGAGAGCGAUGAAGAUCAGAGUUUAAGGGAAUUUAUAUUUGGGUUAGUUGAUAACGAUAAUAGAGAAGAUCCCAAAUUAUAUAACAUUCGAUGCUUAAAGAGAUAUAGCAUAGAAAACUAUCUUUAUGAUCCGAUACAUAUAUAUUAUUAUUUGAGAAGCAAAAACAAAGCGGAAGAGAUGAAAAGCGAAAUCAAUAAUCAUUCAGUAACAGAACAUCCCGAUCUUUUAUCUGGUUUUUUCGAGAAAGGAAGGGCUGCUCAACUAACUAAAGUAUUGCAAAUAAUUAUCGACGUCGUAAGCAAAAAACUGAUUGAUGCGGUAGAAAAAUUUAUCAAAUUCAAGAAUAAAUUUGAAGAGUGCGUUAAAAAAUUGGAAUCACUGCUUACUAAUCUUGAAAAUAAGACAGAAACAUCAGAAAAGGAAUCGACGAUAGAAGAUUUCGAAACAACAUGUAAACUUGUCCAUAGCGAAGGUAAUUUAUUAGAUUACGCAAAGAAAAUCCGUGAACGUUCAAAGUGCAAAGAUGUUCUUAAGGAGCUAAUAGAUCUUGCUCGAAAAGUUAUCAAAGCUAUCGAUAACUUAGGGAGUGACAAAAAUAAUCUUAUCAGGAAGCGAGAGGAUUUAGAAGAGGUUUAUGAGUUAAUAAAAUGUAAAGAAGAAGUGUCUUUUGGGAAUGGUGUUAUGGGUACCUUAUCUUAUCCUAAAGUGAUAUUAAAAAUGAGAGGACACGAUUUAGUGACCUUUUAUACAGCAAUCUACCCAUCUUUACCUAAAUUCAAUUCUGAGAUGAUUGCCUUCUUAACACGUAACCAAAUUUUGAUACCAGAAGAUUUGAUACAAAUUUUUCAAUCUCUUCAAAAGCCAGAUGUUAAGUUACAACGUCAAUAUACCAGAAAUGUAAGUAGAGAGGAUACAGAGAAAAAUAAUACUAAAUUAAUGAGAAGAUCAAAGGAACAGGCUCGCCAGUUGAGAGAUUUGCAAAAUAAAAAUGAGAAGUUGACAAAGCGAAACGAAGAAUUGAGAAUGCAAAAAAAGAUUUUAAAUGACUGCCUAAGUCAAGUUGAGCAGGAAAUGAGGUCUGAGCAAUCCGAAGAUGUGCGUACUAAUAUGCUUCGUUACUUCUCUACUAUAAGAGAGAAAAUGACAAAUAAAGAACACGAAUGUAAUGAUCCAGAAGACUUAACAAACGGCCAAGAUGGAAUUGUGAAUGGUUUCUCAGUUUAA
Molecule: messenger RNA, 2400 nt
Organism: Trichoplax adhaerens
Lineage: Eukaryota; Metazoa; Placozoa; Uniplacotomia; Trichoplacea; Trichoplacidae
Exons: 1
Coding region: 1-2400 (799 amino acids)
Molecular function (GO): ATP binding; ATP hydrolysis activity
Source: RefSeq, a predicted model, not a curated record